Spirometra erinaceieuropaei is the source of this 30680-nucleotide messenger RNA. NCBI's taxonomy places the organism in Eukaryota, Metazoa, Platyhelminthes, Cestoda, Diphyllobothriidea, Diphyllobothriidae. The record is from the annotation of a GenBank genome assembly.
AUGGUGGACGGGCGUUUUGCCUGUGUGCUUUGUGAGUCAUCACUCCGUCGAGGGGAGCUGAUUGAACCUUUCUCGGGCGGUCGUUCUGGCGGUUCUUGUUCUUUCUCACCGAGUAAACUCGGCGUCAGGCUAUUUUCGUACGGCCUUCUUAAGUCGGGUGUGGUUGUUUGGUCCUGAGCCCUACGAUUGUGAUGACGUAGGACUUUGUAAGCUGCAGGAAGGUCCAGAUGUCUGUUGAUAGAGUGGGCAUCGGAGAAUCACGCCUCCAGAGUUAGCCGUUCUGUUUUUUUGUUGCCUCGGCCUAAGAUGGUAGCCCUCUGGAGGUCAAAAGUAUGCCCCGUUUCUCCAACGUGUGUUGCUAGUUGAGAGUUAGGGUCUAACCUCCUCAUGAAAUGUCAACCAAAAUUUCGAAAUGCGUUCUCGUUUCGAAAAUAUAAAUUAAGUAGUGUUGUAAAACUAAUAAUGAUGCAGCAUAAAUCUAUAAUGAUCCGGUUACCACAGGGUGUGGGCUUUCGAAGGAACAUAUUUUCGGCUUCAUGCAAGAUCUAUACUCUGCAAAAAAUGACUACUUAAGUAGCAUGCAAUUUUCUCAUUGAUUUUCUAUGCCCUUGAAAAUUCAAUUAUAUGUCAUGGAAAACAGGCAUAAAAAUAUUCAUUCUUUCACUUAUUCGGUAGAAAAUCACGUCUUCUUCCAAUCUCUUACUCAAAAGAAGAGUAAAAUUCACUUUUAAAAAAGUUUCUAAUCGUGAGAUUUUUUAAUACCGUUAAAUGGCCGUUCAUGAAACGUCAUCUAUCUGGCGGAGUAAUGAUUGUUAAUUCCGCUUCUGAUCGAGCCUGUCUGUUUCUUGCAUGUCGUGCUGCCUUUGGCAUGGAGUCCUCGUCUGAGAUUGCUGCAAGACGUCGGAAUUCUACCCUAUGCUUUAAGCGCCUAUUGCUGAUUCUGAGCACCCCCUAACCUGCACACUAACAAUUAAUUUCAAGUUGUCUCUUUAACUCCCGAAACACCUACAGUGCGUGACCUAUCUCAUGAAAUGUUGGCUGAAAUUCUGAAAUGCGUUUUCAAUUAGGAAGGAUUACUUGGUCGCGGUUGUAAUACUGAUUAUCAUAAGGCAUGCUCUUAUAACAUUUUAGAUUCGGCAGGCUGUCAGCUUUUAAGUGCACUUCUUUUCAAUCUCCUGUAGAAAGCGUGCUCGGUAAAAAAGGACUACUUAAGUAGCAUGCAUUUUUCCCAUUGUAUUGCGACGGUCUUGGAAAUUCAAAUAUAUUUUAUAGAAACCAUAAACAAAAAUAUGCAUUCUUAUGGUGAAUCAAUAGAGAAUCACGUCUUCUUUAUAUCUUAUACUUCAAGAAGAUGUAUAAUUAGGUUUUAAAAAAAGCUUUCCAAUUGCCGAAAAAUUUGGAGCCUGAUCAUUCGUUGCAUUAGAGCUUAGUGAUUACACUCUACAAGGUGCAUGCGUUCCGCGUAAAGAAAAUCCCAUAUUUUUCUAUGUCAUUAAAGAGAUAUCAUACAGGGUCUAUAAAAUUUUGCAAUGGAUGCGGACCAUGUUGUACAUUUCAUGAGGAGCAGUGGUAAACGGCCAGGUACGAUGCUAUGUGAAUGGACAUAUCGCGGUCUUAAAAAGUCUCAUAAUUAGAAACUUUUUUAAAACCUAAUUAUACUCCUUCCUUAAGUAGAAAAUAUAAAGAAGACGUGAUUCUCUAUUGAUUGACUAAAAGAAAGCUCAUUUUUAUUUGUGGUUUCUAUAAAAUAUAUUUGAAUUUCCAGGACCAUCGAAAAUCAAUGGGAAAAGUGCAUGCUACAUAAGUAGUCCUUUUUUAUCGAGCAGAAGUGCAUUUAAAAGCCGACAUCCUGCCGAGUCCAAAAUGUUAUAAGAGUAUGCCUUAUGAUAAUCAGUAUCACAACCGCAACCAAGUAAUCCUUCCUAAUUGAAAACGCAUUUCAGAUUUUCAGCCAACAUUUCAUGAGAUAGGUCACGCACUGUAAUUUUGAGAUAAAUAGGUUUAGCUACCGUAGUAUAGUUGCAGUUCAGGCAGAACACCUGAUGUUGUUGGCUAGGGGCGACGUCUCUGAAGCCUACGAUUUAUAGUCUUAUACGGUUAAAUGCCUUGUUAGGCUUAUUUAAAAUUCUUCGUGGUGCAUAACUUAUAUUUGAUAGAUCGGUGAAGGCCUUCUAAUAGAAAUUCUGAUAGAGUUACCAUGUUUCGGAGUAUAGUAAGCGAUCUGCGGUAAAGGGUAUUGGAGGGUCAUCGGCUGACCGAACGGGUGACCAAGCAGUGCAAAAUGGGAAGGUCGGUGCUAUCCGUUUCAGAUUUCCCGCCGAGAUCUCCUGGUUAAACUUAUCUGAUCCAGCUCUAUCUCUAGUCCCAAAGCACAGCAGUCAUCUAUUGGCGGGCUUAAGUCCUCCUUCUUAGGAAGAGCUGCGAUUGAAAGAACGAGCUGCCGGUCCAUCCGAGAUGGAAGAAUUAUAAAGGUCGUCUUCAACAAAAUGUCAGUUGAUGAGACAUCUGAACGCUACUCUUUGGACGCAUGAAGGCCAGGGCCCGAAACACCGCUACCCUUCCACAAGCACAGUCAGUCAGAGUGUUUCGUGUUCGCGUCUACCAUAAUCUGUCUCGUAGGCCAGACUCUGUCGCAUCAAUCCAACCGUCGGCAAAGAUGAAUUACGAACUUGCGAAUGAAUUUUGAAUACCGCGGCCUGAUUGUCCACAUUUAAACGGCUUACUCAUCCGUCUACUCAUUUUUGAACCUGCUUGUGACUUUUCGAAGUUAACGGAAAACUUCAGAUAAGAAAAUAUGUCAUUUCAAGGAGCUUACUGAACGCGCUUACUGAAAGUUACCUGUAAACCAUUUGCUACUUAAAUGCUCUUUAUGCAGAGCCGUUACCUUCAAGGGCUUCUGUCAGUUACUUUAAUACACCGGCUGACCGACUGACUGGGCUUUCCGUGGUAGGCUCUUGGUCUACAUGCGCCAUUAGGCUUGCCGAUAAGGAAUUACCCCGAGCGCAUGCAAAGAAGUAACAAGGCUCUUUACCAAAAAUUAUUUCACUGAAAAGCUACUUUGGUCUUAGAUUACCUUGGCUAAUUUAAAUCAACCGAGAACUUAGUGGAAAAUUGUUGGCGAGGCGACUACAGUGAUUGGUGUAUCUCAGGAAUGUUAACCGAGGCUACGAACUGCAUUUCCGAUUAGAAAGAAUUACCUAGGUGAUUUUGUAGCAUUAAAUAUUGUGAUGCAUAAACCCGAGACAUUUCAGUCACAACAGGACGCAGACUUCUGAAGGCGCUUUGUUACGGCAGCAUGUAAAAUACAAGUUCGAUAUGGAGUGACUACUUAAAUUAACACGCAGUUUUUGCCAUUUAUUUUUGAUACCCUUGUAAAUCCUACAAUAUUUUGUGGAACGCACGUAGAAAAAUAUACUGAAAUUUUCCUUUCGAAAUAAAUUGUCUACUUAGAAUUUAAUACUCGAGAACAGGGUAUCCUUCGGUCUUUCGGAUAAUUUUGAAGUUUACUUGUCGUUUUACUAUAGUUUUGCAUGCUAUAAUACAUUACGGCAUGCUAUUAAAAAGACGCCGUAUGGGGCUCAUAAAUUUUGUGGUGAAUGCGGACCACGCUAUAUAAGGAACAUCAGUAAACGAGCAAACAACAUGCUAUUUGGAUGAAUACUCCUUAGUUCUUGAAAAUAUCGUAAUCACCAACCAUUUUGACAACAGAAGUAUAAACUUUGAAAGGGACGUAAUUUUCUACCAACUGAGUAUAUAAAGAGCAUUUACGUGCACUUUAUCCACAAAAUAUAUUUUAAUUUACAUGACCACUGGAAUGCAGUGGAAAAGACUCAUACUGCCGAAGUAGCCUUUUUUAUGCCAAGUGUGCUUUUCGCUUGUGACGGGAAAGGAGUGAAUUCGAAAGCUGACAUCCGGCCGUGAAGGAAAUAUUUCGAGAUUAUGCAACGUGAUAAUCAGGUGGCAUAUGGAAGUAAAAAGAGGCGCACACCGUGAGAGAUUCCUUGGUUUGACGUUUCGAGUAGCGAGUUCAGGGACUGGAAAGUCAGAUGGGACACGUGCCCACUUCUGACGUCAUUGAGAUUGCGGGCCGAGGCGACGAUCAUACACCAAGGCAGAUUUAAGAAGUCUGGAUGCCAACCGACCGCUGAGUCCACCGUCACAUUAAUUUGUCUCCCCUCUGUCUGGUUUUACGAAGUUAACUUUAUUGGGGACAACUACGGGUUGGGAUAAUCGGGGCCGCCAGUUAUCCCAGCGGUCAACGAGGUCGGCGAUGACAGGUGAAAUGCCGGUCAGAUGCAGCCACAGCGGCGGCAUUAGCGGACAACGCAUUAUGCAAGGCGAGCCAUGACUUUCCAAGUCUCUGAAGAUGGUUAGGCGAAAUUGCCACUCGAAACGUCAGGCCUUUAAUAAACCUCUCCCGGCGAUUUUCUCUUCUUCUGUCACGCCAUAUGAGGAGCUGCAUUUCCAUUUCUGUCGAUCUAUGCGGAUAGUUGAGCUAGGUUCGGAUUAAAAUACAUUAAUGUGGCACAGUCCUACGGAAACCUGAUCGAAGCGCACGAUGUUGACGAGGUCUGUUAGUCAAAGGCGACUUCGUCGAAGCCAGAAUUCAAGUGUUCGACCGAAGUUUUUCAAAGAUACAUUGGAAAUUUGUUGGGAGAGGUGCAUAUUUACAACUUACCUGGGCACAUUUUGUGUAUUUACCGCUAAUAUACUAUUGAUACUGCGCAAGUAUCAUCAUUACGGUGGUAAAUUAAACGAUGGACACAUGUGUGUCUACAGACGCCCAAGGAGAAUACGGAAAGUAAAGAAUGAAAUGAUAACCUGUUAUUCCGUCUUUGGAGGCCAACACAGACAUCGUCUUGACUACUGACUCUGAAGGCCGUCAUAUUGCUAACUUACAUGAACAGUAGAUGCGCUAACUCAUAAAAUCUUAACCGAAAUUCUGGAAUGAGCUUUCGACUCAAAAAUAUUACUUGGGCAGGGUUGUAAUACUAAUUAUCGUACAGCAUAAUCCCAAGAUAUUUCAGUUACUUCGAGAUGCCGGCUUUUGAACGAACUUAAUUCCUGCCGCCUGAAAAAAUUACACCCGUAAAAGACGACUACUUGAGUAGCAUGAAUUUUUCCUACUUAUUUUCGAUGCCCUAAUAAAUUCAAAUAUAUUUUGCGAAAAACAGGCGUAAAAUAUUCGUUCAUUUACUCAUUUGAGAGAAAAUUACGUCCUCCCCAAACUUCUUUAUUCCACUUCGAGAAUAAUUUUUAACCCAACCUGCCGUUACACUUCCAUUUAGCGUUUUCAAACUACAAGCUGUAUAUUUUCCGUGUACGGAAAAUCAUAUGCAUUUUAUACUCUCUCAGGGGGAAACUACAGGAAGUUCAUAAAAUUUGGCAGUGAAGUUGAGCUAUAUUGUAAACUUUACAAGUCACAUUAGUAAAUUCAGAGGCGCGAUGUUUUACGAACGGGCAUUUCAAGGUCUUAAAAAACCUCAUAAUUGGUAACUUUUGAAAACGGAAUUAUAUCUUUCCCUCAGGUAUAAAAUUUAAAGAAGCCGUUAUUUUUUCCAAAUAAGUAGAAGAAUGAAUAUUUUUCGAAUGAAUGUUUUCUGUGAAAUAUAGUUAAAUUUAUAAGGGCAUUGGAAGUCAAUGGGAAAAGCUCAUACUACUUAAGCAGUCAUUUUUUUGCAAAGUGUAGUUUUUGCAGGCUAGUUUAAACGGUGAACCUGUUCUUUUACCGGUGGGUACUUGCAAACUCGAGGUGAAGGUGCCGUUUAAAGUCUACUUAAUCUUUCCAACCUCUCUGAUCUUGUAAUCUUUAGAGUACUUCCGCGACAGUGAGUGAGAGUCGAGAACUGUCGAAAGUGCUGAACCUACAGAGUCCAAGGACAAGGCCGAAAAUCUCUCUGAGUUCUUCCAGUCCGUCAUUUCCAAGGAACCCAACUUUCUCACCCCUCCCUCAUCUAAUGAUGACGUGCCUGCCGUCGAGGCAGUCUCUUUUACGGAAGCUAUCAUUCAAGUAGAUUUGCUAAAUUCGAAAGAAUCCACUUCGUCAAGUCCAGAUGAAGUUCCAGUCAGGCUGCUGGAGGAGCUCACUGAAGAGAUGGCCAGGCCGUUAGCCUUGCUCUUUCGGGCCUAUUUGCCUCUGGAUGUCUACCCUGCGAUUGGAAGUCCGCAAUCAACCCUCCGUUAUUUAAGUGUGGAAGUCGAGAAUCGGCGACUAACUACGGACCGGUGAGUCUCACCUCCAUCUGCCACAAAGUCAUGGAGGAAAUAAUAAAGCAGACCUUGGUGUAAUUUCUUGAGCAGAAUCACCUCCUCUCUGACACGCAACACGGUUUUCGCAGUAGUAGGUCCUGUCUUACAAAUCUUCUGUUUUCACUUUAACACUGUCUCAAAGAAUUUGAUAAAAACAGCAUGGUGCAUGACAUUUACACAAUAUUUUCAAUAGUGGGAUCAUCCAUGUUCUCAGAGCUACGUGGAAUAAAAUCUGCUUCGCUUGUGAAAACGGAUUGGAAAAACUGAGAAAAGUGCUCAGCUUACUUUGUACUGCCCCGAUAUCUCCAAAACAUCAUCAGUCCUCAUGAAAAGAAUGGGAUUCCUGUUACGGGUGCUCUUCCGCAAAUAGUUGUAGAGAAAUUUCGGAUUUUUAACGGUUUGGUGGAGCAAAUUACUCUCGAAAUCCCGUCGCCGCCUGAAAAUCAGGCUUGUCACCUUAUUUCUUUGAACUGAAUACUCUGUAAAUGCUACAUUGUUAUUGUUUUCGCAAAACUUCUUGUACAACCUUCCCUUUUUAUUGGUCUCCUUUUUGAGAUUUCAUGUUAGCAACUGAGGUGCAGAAAAAAAUGGCUCCCCAGGGAAGGAGACUGACACAAGCCAGGAAAUUUAUUCCGACCCCUAAGAAUUCGGGUAGAAGUAUGUGCUGACCAAAUUAUAUGCCUUACGAACAUGUUAGUUAAUCCGCGUUAGUAGUUUUUUGGUUUGUAAUCUAAACUUCGUCCAAGUGGUUUCCAGGCGCCUAUAUCAAUGCUCAGGUUUAUGCUGAUUCUGAAGCCUCUCUUUUCAAUUAUCUACAGGAAAAGUGGGUAAGUUAGUGCGCUUUCCCAUGAAUAAAAGAAACAAGAAAGCUUCGAUGCAUUUUCUUGAGCAGAAUUCCCUCUCUGAUGUCAAACACGGCUUUCGCAAUGGUAGACCCUGGCUUACAAAUCUUCUGUUGUAACUUGAACGCUGGAACAAAGCAUGUGAUGAAGGAAUGCCGUCCACAUCAACCUCAAAAAGGCCUUCGAUGGCGUUCCAUGUCAACACCCCCUGCACAGAACUGCACAGCAUAGGGGUUCGUGGCAGCCUCCUCAUAUAGCUUCCGAACCCUUUGACUAGACGUACCCAAAGUGUGCAAGCCGGACAUCAGCAUUCCUCAGAGGUAACCGUGAUGAGCGGAUUCCCACAGGACUCCGUUCCAGAUCCCGCAUUAUUCCCCAUCUUUAUCAAUGACUGCGUCAGGGGUCUAGUCUGCGAUGUCACCCUCUUCGCUGACGGCAUUAAAUUGUGGAAAGCUGUUCCCUGUAUGGCAGACGAAGACCACUCGCAAACGAACUUGAACCGGCUUGGGGAUUGGUUGAAGCGUUGGCCUGUACCCCUCAAUGUAAGCAAGUGAAGCUCUUUUCAAAUCGGUAGCUGUAGAGUCUCCAGUCCAAGGACAUAUUUCCUAGAUAAUCAAUCACUGCAACCAAUUGACAAUCAAAAGGACUUGGGCGUCUGAAUUGCAUCUUUAUUCAAACCAACACCGCACUGCACGAAGGCGGUCAAGUCGACCAUGUGCACAUUGUACAUCAUCAGGCGUACAUUUACGGUUUUUGACUAAGGCUGAUUAUUUAAGGUACUUGAAACAUUCGUGUGGCCUCAUCUAGAGUACGAUUUACGGGUAUAGUGACUUUGGAUCGCCAUGGACUGCACGCCAUAGAGAGGGUCCCGAGAUGAGCAACAAGAAUGAUCAAAGGUUUGGGAUCACUACCCGACGAAAACCGGCGGUUGAUCCUCAAACUCUCCCCACUUUCUCACAGGCAAGUUCGAGGGAAGCUCAUACAAACACUUCGCAUUAGGCAUGGACUGAGCUGUUGGAUCAUUCCUGGCGAUUUUUCCAUUCAGGCUAACACACCCUUGCCAAUAGUAGCGAAGAGACGAGUCCCAGGAAGCAGUCUUGAAGACUCAGACGCGAUCGUUGGGACAAGAGUUUUAUUAGCCUGACGUUUCGGAUUCCUGCUCGAAUCCAUCAUCGGAGACCAAAGCAGAUAAGCGUGGUUCAUGCAUAUGCGGCUGCAGUAUUUAUAGGAUGCAGUUGCCAGACUGCCGCAUACCUAUGAACAUUCACGGCUCCCCCCUUUAAAAGGGAUCGUUGCACUUGCUCUGCAGACUAUUUAAUGGUCGUUAAUUGCUGCAAUUUCAUCACGGAUUUCAGAUGUUGGUGUGAUGAUUGAUCGACCGACCUUUGUGUUAGGAACAUACGGCAUACGAGGACACCCAGGAAGGCCAGUUCGUUGUUCUCUUCCUCCUCCAUCGUGAAUUGAAUGUCUGGGAAGACAGCGUCGAGAUGUUCCUGGAAUGUCAGCACCUGAUCCCGUUCGAUCACGACGAAGGUAUCAUCCACAUACCGGGCCCAGAACUUCGGUUUGUAGUGUAGGAAGACCAACACUAUUGUGGGUGAUACCUUCGUCGUUAUCGACCGGGAUCAACUGCUGACAGUCAAGGAACGACUGAAUGCGGUCUUCCCGUACAUACAAUUUACGAUGGAAGAGGAAGAGAACAACCAGCUGGUCUUCCUGGAUCUACUAGUAUGCCGCGAGUAUUGUGCUGGACUAAAGACCAACGUGUUCAGGAAAGCGACAAAUACGAUGCAAGUACUGAACUUCAACAGCAACCACCCAAUCAGCCACAAACGCAGUUGUGUAAGGACGCUCUAUCGGCGUGUCAAAACGCACUGCAGUGAGCCGGAAGACAAGACUGCCAAACUUCAAUACCUCCGACGGGUCUUCAAAGUCAAUGGCUACCCGCGCAACAUCGUCAACCAGUGCAUACGUUAAAGGGACGAAAGGCCUAACCGCACGGACACCAAAGUUUGGCGAGCGCUUCCAUAUGUCAACAACGUUUCGGAAGCUGUUGGCCGCCUUCUCGCACCACUUUGGGUUGGAGUUGCACACAGACCGGAGGCAACCACCAGGCGUCUGGUCAUGAAACCGAAAGACCCACUGCCACGGCUAGAAACGUCUGGAGUCGUUUAUCGGAUCUGGUGCACUUGCGGUCAAAGCAACUACGUCGGCGAAACCGGAAGAUAACUGCAUACGAGAAUGGCCGAACACGUUGCAGCGGUGCGGAGAAAUGACGCCAGCUGUCAAGUUGCGGCUCAUUCGACGAGAUCGGGCCACACAUUCAAAUUCGACGAGGUCGAAAUUCUCGCAAGAAGUGACAACCACGUGAGCCAGGAACUACUUAAGUCAUGGUUUACUGGCCCCCAGUCUAUUAGCAAGUGCAAUGAUCUUCCCAUCCAAUAUUCCGUGCUGAGACUUCGCCUAUGCGGAAUAAUUGGCCCCGCGGGGAGCGCACAGGUGAACACUCUUCUCAACACCCGGGUCAGCGCGUCAGAUGUUCGAGCAAUCAUCACACCAACAUCCAACGCACGUGAUGAAAUUGCAGCAAUUAACGACGCGAAUGUCGGACAUCACGCCACGUGCGACGAUCUCUGAUGAAGGAGGGAGCCGUGAAUAUUCAUAGGUAUGCCGUAGCAUGGCUACUGCAUCCUAUAAAUACCGCAGCCCCUUUUGCAACAACCACCCGUUUCUGCUUUUUUGUCUCUGAUGAUGGAUUCGAGUAGGAAUCCGAAACGUCAGGCUAAUAAAGCUCUCGUCCCGGCGAUCUUGUCUUCUUCUUCUUCUUCUUCUUCUUCUUCUUCUUCUUCUUCUUCUUCUUCUUCUUCUUCUUCUUCUUCUUCUUCUUCAUAACACACCUUUGUUGUGCUGUCAUUCCAUCAAACUAUGCUCAGUACAAACACAUACAGAUUUCUCCAAAUAUUUUUACAGAACCAGGGUGGUUGCAGCGUGGAACGUUUUCCUUGCUGCGGUUGUUCACUCCCCAUGCGUGGAUUCAUUCAGGGCCAAACUCGACACGCAUGUAUCAUGUCAUUGCUUCACUUCUAAAUUUACGUACUUUCAUAUUACUCGCGACCAUCAAGUACGACUUAAGUUUGCUUUUUCACAUACUUCAACCAACUACUUCCUUGUCAUAUGUAUUAGUGCAAACAGUCUCAUUUUCUUUAAUAAAACUCAACUGACCUGAACUGAGUUCUCGCCGUUGAGGUAUACAGUGGGUUCACCGUAACUCACUACUUGACUAUCCAUAUCCGGACAUUCAGCUCCCUCGGUCUCAUUCUUCAGUUAAGUUCUGAAUUAUAUCAUAUUCUCAGUGUAGUACAUCCUGCGGUGUGCAUAUCUGUUUCUGCCUAUUCGCAGAAUGUUGCAUUUCGUUACAAUCAACGAAAGCAGUUAUUGGGCUGACUGUUGUUCGAAUCGGCUCCAGUUUGCCUAUAGAUUUGCUUCAUUGUCCUCUUCUCCGAUAACGUCAGCAAGCUAAGUGUCGUCCGCAAACAUGACGGUGUCGCACUCCAACCCGCGGAUGCAGUCAUCAUUAUAUAUAAAAGGAAGAAGAUAGGGCCAAGAACGGAACAAUGAGGAAUUCCGCUCUCAGUUGCCACCUUCACCGACUACUGGCUACCAAGAUGGACAAUCUGAGAUAGACCAACCAAGACGUCUUCGAUGCACUUCAAAAGCUUUCACUUAAACCUAUGCGGUUGAGCUUGUAUAGGAGACGUUGGUGUGGUAAGCUAAUGAAGGCAUACUUGAGGCCUUUGUAGGCGUCGCGCACCACGUUUCUUCCAUCAAGCGUCUUACCUUUAAAGCCCUUCCCGGUAAGUUUUGCGUCAUGAAAAUGUUUUCUUUGAGCUAAAGAAAGCUCUUACUGGUAUCAAUAAUUGUAGCACGAAUCAUUAUUUGACUUCAGCUGAUCGCCCAUUUAACCACGGGAAUCUCAGAAAUUAUUCCAAAUACCGGUAUGAAAUCCAUGAGUCGGGGUCAAAUCCAUAGGCUCAUUACUCCCUCACAUUCUUCGACGGAAGAAUUUUGUAUCCUAUAAAUCUAUUUUUAUUCGCUAUCCGCACCAACUGCCACAAUCCCCACACCCAUGGUUACGGCCAUCGGUCUGAAUGGCUGCAUCUCCCAUUUUCAAAUGUUUUGCGAUUAUGUAUUCACUUACAUUCAGUGGAAGAUCUAACACUGUAUAAUUGGAAAGCUUGCUUUGUUUAUUAAUUUAACAUGAAACGCGUUUUGUUUUUCUACACCACUAAAUUGUCCCGAUGUAGUUAUCUGGCUGUGAUUCCAGCCAUCUGCGAGUUAUUGGUUUGUGGUGGUCUACCUCGCCGCGUGUUAAUUAUGUCAGACGGUGAAUCAGAUGUGGUAAGUUCCGUGAAUAUUUUCUAAAGUUCCCUCGUUGUUAGGAUCUUCAAGAGCUGGCAUCAGCUCCAGGACUUUAUCGGGAGGUUGAAAUCCCAAAGAGUUAUAUCAACAACAAGGUACAUUCCCUUUGCGCAUUUCGUUUCGGAGCUUGCAAUCAGCAGAAUUUUGCACCGCCUUUCUUUAUGCUUUUUUUCAUACAUAUUUGUGUUGUCCUCCAAUAUUGACAGCCGGAAGGGUUGCCAUGUAAGUUUAACUGUUGUUUUGCACUGCGCACGGCCUCGAGCGAUUUAGCCAGCCAAAUAUGUAUCACAGUCUCUUACGCCAGCCGCACAAUUAGGCGUGGGUCUCGUUAUGCGUCACACACUUUAUUAUGGGAUUCUUUACAAAUUUUAGGCUGCCCCUUCACUAUAAAAGAAGUUUUUCUAUGGAUUAUUCGUAACUACAUCUUGGUGGACCUUCUUUAGCAGCAAAAUCAUCUACUCGUGAACAUAUCCGUUUGUUUCAAGCUUUCAAGUCAUCCAUCUCAAAGCUAACGUGACAAACUCAAGGUUUUGACCCGCAUUUGCAAAUUCCAUAUCUUGUCAUUCAUGUUUUCCGAAGUCAAGUUCGUUCAGCCGCUGCUAACAGCUUAGAGCGGACUCCUUGAUUGCGAUGGGCUGCUAACGUUUGAUCGAAAAUCCGUUUUAUGCACUCAAAAGUUCAUGCUAAGAAAUUAGGUGCACAAUCGAAAUUUUAGGCGAGUUUUAAAAUCCUUGCGGUCCAGGUUUUUAUGCGAGAUUGUAGACUAUGCCCAUUUAUCUACGCAAUAGCAUUUGUGAUGUAUAUAAUGGACACAUGAAGUAAGUAUACAACAACACACUUCCACUGAAAUGGGUUAACUACCUCAUUCUCUCCUUUUUGCAGCCGAUGCUUGUCAGUGCGUUGGAGCGCCUACGGAAUCGUCUUCCUUGGCUUGAGAGGCUUGAUAUUGUCAACGGGCCGGCCCCACCGCCGAAGGGCACUGACCUCGAUAACGAUGUCGAUAAGAUUGAUCCCAAUGAUGAUUUCAAGAGGGAGGCAUUCUUGUAAGUUGGAAGGCCGUCAGUAUUAUGCGCUAUACAGCUGUCCCUGAGUUAAAGUCCGGGAUUUCGGCAACGUUUGCAUAUUUUUACUUAUUGGCCUUUUCAACCUUAUGUCGAAUCAUUCGGAACACACUCCGACCCACCCAGUUGUUAUUUAAGAAUCGCACUCUUCCUUGACCUUGCUGUCAUGUACGAAUAUUUAUUCUGCUUCCCAGUUCAUAACCUUGUAGAAUAAUACUGCCGGUCUGCUUCAGUCUCAUUUGAUGUUCGCAGAGCUCGGCGCUGCCAUCAGGUAGUGUAGUUCUCCCUUCUAUAAUUCGUUUCGUCAUGCACUUUUGCUCGACGCAUCCGGGAUCAUGUUUGAUCUAGCCGACCUCUUACGUCGCCAAUUGUGCCUCUUCAUGCUUGACGGGCGGCGACUGCAGACCUAGCAAACUCGAUUCAAUGGCGGAGACCGAAGUUCCGAAAGUCAAUUUCAUGCCUUUACGGACUGUGCUGAGCUAGGUCUUGAGUUGACCUCUUCGACGCGUUCAGGUGAACCGCGAUGUCUAAUUGUGGAUAGCAUCGUCGAACUAAUGGGGCAGACAGCGAAGAACGCCACUGAGCCACCUCAGUCGUCCUGAAUCGAUGGCCCGAGGUAGCCUUGCGAUAUUUUAGCAACGAGCUUGGACUCUUGAGACGAAGUCAGUGUACUUUACUCGAGGGAUAGCUUUCAAACAACGACAGUUAUUCACCUCUCGUCUUUGCCUGCCACCCACCCACACGCACAGUUCAACAUUUACAACCGUACACGAGGGCACACUUGGGUCUUGCUGGCAGUGGGGUUUUGAUUGAUGGAUUCAAGGAGUGCGAAGACUGCGAGCAGUGAAUUCAAUUUGAGAAUCCAGUCAACGGCGCAGUUAAGCAGAGUGAAACACGAAAUGCAAUCUUAUGUGGUUCACGUUUUUUGUCUGUGCCAAUCUGCCUUCACGUUCAUCCACUUCGUGCUCCAUUUCUGCCACUGUGACGGGAAGGACAUCAGAAAGAACACAGUUUCGGAGACAUCUGACCUGAACAAGUUUGAUGUGCGACCGGAGCAACUGUGACGAAGGAUAUUACUAGUUCCUUUAGCAGAUGGCCUAAUUUCGCAUUCGAGAAAUUAACCACUAAUUGAAGUCUCAAACCCAGCCACGUCUAUGGCAAAGAAAAUAUUGCCCUCGGACCCCAGUUAGUUGUGAGAAUAUGCUUCUGAGGAAUGGUAUCGCAUACGGUGUAAUUAUGAAAGCGCGUUUGUGGAGCGUUAUUUUGGCUGGCCUAGUGCUUCCUAUACCGACGGUCACUUGGAGUUCUUCGGUUUUGCUGCGAAGCAUUUGUUGCCAUUUUGUUUGGUUUCAAUGAAUAUUAGAUAGGAGUGCCUGACAAAUGCGUAAUAGAGUAUCAAUAGCAAGGGUGAGGGGUCGAAGGCAUGACAGGUUUCGGAUUCGACCUUUUCGAGGUCAGCAGCUAUAUGAUCCACUUUGGCAGAUUUCCUCAUUCCGUCUCGUUAGUUCAUUCAUUUGAUUAUAAUUUCAAAGCCGUCGUUUAACUCUUGCCGAUGGCCUGGGAAUUUGAAUUUCGCCAUGUUGACCCCUGUAUUUUUUUCCAUCUCACGGGACGACAUUGCUCCUGCACUAGUAGGGCCAGGCCAUCACAGGUGUCAGCCAGUUGAUCUGGAUAGUUUACACCACUUUACACAUACUUGCACUCUGUUUCUAGCUGACUUGGUAUUCACGCGCACUGUUAACUAGGACUGUUUUUCAACGCUCUUCUGGUGUCUCCUGUUUUCGGUACCUUGCAGAACUUGCCCUUGUGAUUGUAAACCUGCUAUUUUGCCCACAACGACCACUUUGAUUUAUAUGUUACUCAUAUCGAUGUUUUUUUCUGCAGCUAUCGUCAGGCUCAAGCAGCCGUUUUGGAAGCCAUUCCUCGCCUCCACGAGCUUAAUGUUCCUACUCGGCGACCAGCAGAUUACUUUGCCGAAAUGAUCAAGUCCGACGAUCACAUGGUUAAGGUUAGGGGGGACAUUUUUUACUCAUUUAUGCAGUUUGUAAAAAGCAGACUUGGGAGUUCAACUAAUGCAUUGCUUUUAGGGCUGCUCACACCAGCACUUUCCUCCUAUAGGUGCUCUAGAAAGCAUCUGCAGAACGAGAGACAAAUGGCCUUUGUCACAGCCUGUUUGAACUCCCGACUAAAUACUGAAAUACCCGUUUUCUUAUGUAUGUUUCCAGUCUGUGGGGAGUCGGUUGGGACUGCGCCUUGAUAGUCAGUUUCUUUUAAAGUUGCGACUAAUCGCCUCCCAAGCGCAGCAACAAUUUUCUCGAUGUCUUAAUUGUGAAUAAACAAAUCAUCAUUAUUGGUAAUUUUAGUACUAUCCUUGUGAUUGGUAACUAAAAUCAGUUUGUCGUGCCGUUUUUCAUUUUGAACUCUUUUCACAACCCUUAUUUCAGCGUUAGUGGGACUUGAUAACAGUGUAGAUCUCCCUAUUUUGGACUUAGCAAACAGUUUGCAAAUGCAUUAUAUCUAUAGGUGUUGUUGCAGAUUUCGUAUAGUUCAUUUUGACACAACCUUAAAAACUGCAGUGUCGGUACGAUUCGAGCACACGAACGCGAGGAUUAGGCUGUAGUACAGCCGUAGGUAACUUGACACAAAUGUGGUUAAACUCACGGCUCCUGGUGGGGCCUCGUAGCUCAGGUGACUAGGGCGUGGGCUGUACUAAGGCCCUUUCCUUGAUGUCGUGGGUUCGAAUUCCACCGAGGCGCCGAGUUUUUCACAUUUGGGUCAAAAUGAACUAUUCAAAAUCUGCCAGAAACUUUUCAUUACGUGAGCCUAGCAGUCAUCUGGUGGGUUUGAAAAUCUUGCUUGGACAGCCAGCUUACUGUGUCAGAUUUGAUGGAUUCCGGAUGUUGCAUUAGGCUGAGUGGGUAACGUGACCCAAAUGUGAUUAAACUCACAUCUUCCGGUGGGGCCUCCUAUCUCAGCUGGCUCGAGCCUUGGUUGUAUAAAGCCCUCCCCUUGCUGUGUCUUGGGUUCGAACCUCACCGAGGUCACCCAGUUUUCCGAAGUUGGGUCAAAAUGAAAUGAAUCAAGGUGACGGCCCUUCACAGGCUUUCACAUACCUGGGUGGUAAGGGCAAUUUUUUUAGGGUGACGUUUGUCUAGUGCGAUAAACUGCUUAUUGAAUUGUUUCCCUUUUGUGCUGAAUUUGUUGGCCGUUUUUAUAGGUGCGCGAACACAUUGUCAUGAGCAAAAAACGGUUGGAACUGCGGGAGAAGGCACGUCAACUGCGUCAGGCCCGCAAAUUUGGCAAGCAGACCCAGAAAGAAGUGCUUGAAGCACGCCGUCUUGAGAAAAAGAAACACAUGGACGCAUUGAAAGCUGUGAAGAGGAAGCCAGGUGUGUGGACAUUUCCGAAUAUAUACGACCUACUAUAUACUUUCAGUAAUAAAGUUAAAUUAGCCAAGUGUAGCACAUCUGCAUGUGUGCUUACUUGAAUGUCAAUACUGGUCUUGAUACCGUUAAGAAUGUUACCAGAGCCACCGGUGGACCGCCUAUGUCCUCUCCCGAAUUUAUCACGGUUUAGUUUGUCCUUCGUUUUGGCUGUAAUUUAGCCGGCCCAUUUUAGGGAAGCAAAUGUUUUACUUCUGUCUUGGCGACGUUCCCGCCAUAUCCGUCAAUCCAAUUUCUGUACCUCCCACAAUUUCGUCUUGCUUAGCGUUUAUUAUCGGAAAAACCAACACAGGGGCUCUGGGUUUGAUUAAACGUGGACGGUAACUUUGCAACAAAGUGUACAUCGAUCUGGAUCAUUUGCAGACCCUAGAGGAUGGUGUCGGGAAUGGCUAGAAGAAACUGUAUGGUAACACCCACAUCAUUGUUGCUGAAUCCAUUAGUGCAACUCAUUGAAGACUUUAAGGCAGCUUUAAAAAAUGUGAAAAAAGUGUGUCGAAUGAUCUGCGAGAAGAACCUUCCCUACGGAAUUUACCGAGGUCGCAUUUCUUUACUGUCGCCGUCCAUCGUAAUAGAAGUUGAAGACAAUACAAAACAACUGCCUAUCUCGGAAAACAAAUGAAAUCCAAUAUCGUCCUGACAGUAUACGGAACUGACUGACGGGGAAUUCACCGGUCCUGGAGUGUUGGCCUGACCACCUGAAAUGCCUUUUCAACCGCUCAUCUCCAGGCUGCCGGGGGGGGGGAGGCAUAGGCGUCCAACGCUGACUUCCGUCGCCCACCCUCUCUGCAGCACGAAAGCUGUGGCAAGGGGCUCAAUUCCUACAGAAAUCCACAAGUCUAGUAAUCGUCGGCGCGUAGACGGGCUUUUAAAUGCAAACGUAAUGGUGACGGUCAUCAGGGAAUUUCCAUUCCAAGUAUUGCCGAGUUAAUCCGCAUCCGAGGUCUACUCAGCAGCCUGAAUUUUCAUCCGCAACAAGAGCUUCUUCCAGAGUCGAUGUUAAUUAUGCAAAAAACUGUCUCCUCUUUGCAUUCCUGUAAUUAUGGAAAACGAGGAUCAGCCUUCGUGUUGGGUCUUUCCAGCACUUUGCCUAGGUGUGCCAAACGGUUUCAUGCUCUGCGCACCUAUGGUGAGGCACCCCGCGUAAGGAUCAACCAGGUAUCGCCACUACCAACAGUCGAACCAACGGGAAACUAUUUUGCAAUCCUCGUGUGCAGGCCGUCACAGAGACCUUUUCUUUGCUGACGACUGCGCAGAACAUCACAGCUGAAGCGGACAUGCGGCAGGGGCUUAUGGGCCUUUUCUUCCCCUGUAGACGCCAUCGGUACGCAGUGGAGUCGCUCUGGCAUCUUCAGCGCGGAAUUGAGUAUAUGCCGGAUUGUUAUCCUGCCAGAGUUCCUCAAUGGGGACGGAGGCCCAGGUAAUGCAGCAAAGAUGGCCAAAAAACUGGACCACAUCCGCCUAAGCUGUCUUUAAAGGAUGCCAAAAGCGAAGUGGCAGGAUCGGUUCUGCUGAACUGAACCAGAUAAAACUUGGGUGGAGCGACCACGUCAUGAGAGUGGCUGAUGAGCUCCUGUCCAAGUGACAACGAGCGCUCACAGGCAAGUUAGGCAAAGUAGACGUUGCGAACGCAGUGGUCUUCGGCUGACUCGCCCGAAUUUCCCAGGUCGUUGUUGAUUCAAACCGACGCCGCACCUCGAGGAGGUGGCAGGGGGAAGAGAUUAGAAGUGGGAAAGACUGAAGCUGGAUCAGUCAUUCACGCCUGCGUAUUGGGUAGUCAGAAAACCCAUGUCCCUGUCCCUUUCCUUUUUGGAUCGAAAAUACACUUUGUCUGCGGGCCAAAGUUUCACACAAUAGACAUGCCUUGGUGCGCCAGUUCUCGGACUGCGAUAGGCGUUCUUCUGUCAGAUUUCCAGUUUCCUGGGGCUUUUCGAGCAUCGCCUGCGUCAAGUAUUAUUUUUUAAAAUAAAUUUUCGACCACCAUGCUGGCUGCAGGCUGGGCAUUUGGUGGGAGACCCUAUGACGCCUUUUAGACCACCUUGUCAUGGAGGAUUCACCGAAAUUCGCUGGUCGGAUAUGGUUUUGGUAGUCCCACCAGAAGUCAACAAACCCCAGUCACCUCUAAUACGGGACUGGUGCAAAUAGGAGUUUUUUCAAGUGGAGCCGGCGAAUGCACAGGUCAAGUAGUUGUAUGCAAAAGAAAGGCUAUUGGGAGUGCGUGGUUGUACUUUUAAUGGUUGAGAAAUAGUUGCGCUAACCCCUAACUAUAACCCCUUAUCCUAAACCCCAACCCCAACAGGAUUGUGUCCGUUAGCUGGGGCUACCAAACCACAUCUUACCAAUUCUCUCCCUGAACAUCCAAAGCCCAGUGACUUCUUUCCUCCUCCGUCCAUCUUGGCGAAUAGUUGCACUUUUUACUUCCCCCCCCCACCCAUUCCUCCCCCAAGAAGACCCCGGUCCGGGCACGCGAAAUGCAGUCACGUCAGUGGAUUGUGCCUGCUGUAGGUGGUACUUAUGAUGCCCACUGCUUCCCGCAAAGCAUUGCAGAACCGUCUCGUGGGAACCCUCUGCACAGUAUCAGUGUCCUUUUACGUGACUUUAGGCCCAGAGUGACAGGGGCGGUUCGUCGUCUGGCUAUUUUUGGUCGGCCUUUCUUUCUCGUGCCCUGGUGCACAUCUGUUUCUUUCAAAAGUACCCAGGCGCCCCUUCCCGUAAGACUUUUUGUCUGUCAUGCGAGCAUGUGCGCUACUUCAUUUGCGGAGCGUUGUUUCGCUGCCCUGCAGAUUGGGCCUGGAAAUGGGCCCAAAAAUAGGGACUGCACAGACGACUGCUGAAUUCCACUACUCUUGCCCCCCGUCGACUGCGAGGUUGAUUGCAGCGCGCGCCCUUAUGCUGCCAUGCAAUUAGGGUUGGUAGCGAAUAUCACUGCCAGGUUGUUUUGGCCAUUCUCGACCACAGCAUGUCUCCCAACUGGUACCCGGAAUCCAAUUUCAGGUUUCUACAGUCUGAAGGCGGGCGAUGACUUGUUGACAAGGACGGCAGUUAAGCCAGACAUGGCCAUUCCAGUCGCCCUGGUCUUCGUCGACAAUUAUCUUACGGAUGUAGUUAUGUGUCCGUAGUGAUUUUCUUCGAUUCCAUCCAGGGCGUGUGGGUGCCGAGCAGCUCUAACCCGAAAUAUCUACUAACUGGUCCCGCUAUAUUUUCCCCUGAUUGGUGUCCCCAUCAAGCGAUAGUUCGACCAACGAUAUCCACAGGAGGGUUAGGACAGCGACGUCUUGCACAUGCACCCAUUUAUAGUGAUACGACUUGUGCAGCAUUUACUGCGCCCUCUCCUUCCCCACCUGGGCCUGAUGUCGUUGGUAAAGUCAAGAAGACCGGAGGUGGCAAAGGCUGUAAGUGACUGGCACGGCAAGACCCGCUCCUAGGCGCACCACCUCUGGUCCCUCCACGUACAACUCACCAGGAUUUUACACAACUGGAAAAACAAGGACGACUUGGAUCCUGUGCGGGAGUGCUAUGAAGGCCACAUUAAAAAGGAGCCACUGCAGUCUGACUCAGUCCACCAGGGAUAGUUCGACUGUCGAGUUCGACUAUGUCCACUGUGUGCCGCUCCGCUGCAAGGUGAGAGCAGGGACGGUGAGUUGUGCGUGAAUUAGGUUAUAGCGAUAGUAGACUUGCACUCCAUCCACCUCACCCUCUCCUCCUGCUCCGCCUGGACUCGGUCUUAUGACAGACCACCAGUCGACCACUCCACACAAACACACACUGAGCUGACUGCGGGGUCCGAGUUAUCCCGUCAAUUGGCAGCCUUUCAGGCCACAGCUCUUAGCGUAUCGUGAUUGGCUCAUGCGCGUCAGAUUGUUCACAGUGAGAAAUAUGCGCUGAGACCGUCGACCACACUUUCUCUCUUCCCACUCCCAGAAAACAGUCCACCACUCUCAAUUAUCUGCUGCGGGUAGUGGCCGCGCAGUGGCUGACAGGGCCAGAGAGCCUGUCUGCAGAGCAGAUAGCGGACGGAAGAAAUACGGCGCGAUGGAAUACAUUAACGGGAGAGGGGGAGGGGGGGGAGCGACUUCUGACCACACUAAUGAAUCCUCCAGGCCGUUGUAACGCUUGGUAUUUGCACUUUACCGCAAAACUAGGACACGUACACACUCAAGCCAAUGGUUAACUGCUAGGAUUUCCCAACUAUUGUACUUCGGAAGCGUUAAGAAUACAGUACACACAGUUAAACCUCCGAAAAAUAUAUGCAUUAACGAGUGGGCAGGCGGGUGUAACCGUUUUGGCAACGACACAAAAUAUCCGAGCAGACGAUGUGGUCAUUCUACUCUAACCCUGCCCAUAUCUUGCCUAUGGCUCCUCAAAACUGCGCUGAGCGCCCUGCCACAAAGAAGAGCGGACGGCGUGUGUGCGAUCCGGUCUUGGAAGCAGGAUGUGGGGUGGCUCAAUUUCAGGUCGGUCACUGGCCUCGAAUCCCGAACCAGCCCCCUUGUCUUGGAAGAGGAUGCUUGUAGGAGAUUGCGAGGUUAAUAUUAUUUAAAUCUCGCGCAUAUUGCUACUGUUUCCUCGGAACGGUUGUGAGUCACCCUCGUUUUUAACAGACUGCAAGAAUGUUCCUGCUGAAAAAAUCCCCUUGUCUUGUCCUUCAGGGGCAAAACCAAGUCCCUUUUGGCCUUCAAGCAAUGCAGAUGGGAAGCGAUUGCAGGCCUAUCAACAAAUAAGUACCUGCAGUUUACGAGGAAAAGUAAAAAUAAUCGCAAUUCGACUUCUCGUGCGCACACAAAAUGGCGCAAGUCGCUAACAAGACAGGAGGGGACAUGCCCAAGGCAUGGGUCUCUGACAGACACACCGUGAAUCGACAUAUCGAACUCCCCCCUGCAUACCCCAUGCUGCGCACGUGUCAGACGGUGUGGUCACGUUUGCAGUCAAAAAAGCACACAGCGAAAGAAACGAAAACAGGAUGGACAGUUAAUUGGCCCAUGCCAGGGCCAGAGGGCCACGUGCAACUGACCAGGAUUUUACACAACUACAAAAAGAGGACGACUUGGAUCCUGAGUGGCAGUGCUAUAAAGGCCACAUUGGAAAGGAGCCACUGCAGCCUGACUCUCAGUCCACUCUAGGCCGUCGAGUUCGACGAUGUCCACCGUGUGCGCCACUGCAAGGUGAGAGCAGGACGGUGACUUGUGUGUGAGUUAGUUUAUAGUGAUAGUAGACUUGCACACCAUCUACCGCACUCUCUCCUCCCCAUUCCCCACCUGGACCUGGUGUCAAGGCAGCCCACCAGUCGGCCACUUUGCACAAACACGCACUGAGCUGACUGUGCGGUCCGAGUUGGCAGCCUUAUGAACCACGGCUUUUAGCGCACCGUGGUAACUUCAGGUGCGUCAGAUUGUUCAUAGUGAGGAAUAUGCUCUGAGACCGUCGAACUCACUCCCCAUUCUCUGGCAUCAGUCCGCUGUCCUAGUCGGAUAUCGGGAGAGGUGACUGGCAAAGCUAAGAAUAGCCCAUCUGCGCAUGUCACACACGCGACCUAGUCCUCCACACGCCGGGAUAUCGCUCAUGGGUGUGGAUUGCUCCGAUCUCACAUGUAACAGAGGAGCCACAUGGAGAGAACACUUCCCACUUACGUGCGAGUUGGCUGCGUUGUGCCCCUAAGACGGGGCAUGCAGUAGAUGCGCUGAACCAACACCGGAGGGCUAGGUCGGACUCUGUCGGUCGUUAUCAGAAAUUCGCACCCAUAACAAAUACCAACGUUCCUGGUGCAGUGACGGACCCAGUUUCCGACUCAGACCGUGCCAAUUGGGGUCCCUGGCGCCCCCCCCCCCUCACUGCUAUUGUUGGUCAAAGUCCUGGUCAAGUGUUUGUUGUGGACCGAAGGAUAUGGUGUUACGCGGGUCUCACCGUGUCAGCCACCUACGCCCUCUCCCGCCUCCGGUCUUCUUGACUUGGCCAUGACGUUGGGCCCAGGUGGGGGUAGGGAGAGAGUGCAGUAGGCGCGGUGAAAGUCUACUACCACUGUAAACUAAUUCACGCAUAAGUCACCGUUCCUGCUCUUACCCUGCUGUGGAGCACACGGUGGACAUCGUGAGUCAUGACGGUCGAACUGUCGUGUGUCGAUGUGGUCUAUUCUGCUGUGAUUUGCCGUCGACCAAAUAAGCCCUUGCGAUGGUUUUAUGUGCGAGGGUAAUGCGAACAGUUGGGGCGAUGGUGGAGUUCCAGGCGCCGAUUCGCCAAAGGAAGAUCCAUCCCCUACGUUAAUUGCAAUAUGUGCACUUUUAGAUUCUCUCGAGCGCGCACUACCCGCUUUGUGUCUUUAAUCCUCUCCCAGCUCACAUUUGUUUUGCAAUCUCUUUCUCUCUUAAGGUGGCAAAGAACAAGCACAACUGCUAGAAGAUUUUCUCUCCAGUGGCAAACAGAGUGGAAAAAACAAGUCGGCUCCCAAUGCAAAGGAGGAGGGUCGAACCUUCUACAGACCGAAGGACGUUGCCAAUAGACGAAAGUGAGUCCCUCUCCCCCCUGUGCGUUUGCCGUUUUGCAUGUGACGGACGUUGGACAGAGGUUUUCACGCCAGUCAUUGCGUCCGACUGCAUUUCGUAUCGGGUUUGCCGCUGCUACGAGAGGGAGUAUGAGGUCAAUCCAGCCCAAAUCCGGCACUUGGUCUCCUCGCCGUAGCCUCUCAAACUCUCAUUUAUUAAUCUGUCCUGACGUUCCGUUGGUCAUGCUUUUGAAGGUCCACAGUCAAUGGGCCAUCGCGGUCCUCUGAUCCAGCCGCAAUAGUUUUUUUCUCCAGGUUAACUUUCCGAGUAGUUCACGCUGAAUCGUCUGUCCCCGGCGUCUGUGGUUUUAGUGUAGGAUCUAGUGGACGGAACAUUCGCCGUAGCAGUUUCGAAGCUGGGAUCCACGCAAGCUGCCAGUCUCCUUAUUUCGUCACAGCUGUCACAACUUUGCCUUUCUCGGUCUCAGAUCUGUAUCCAUGUAGACUAUCCGCUCACAGCUGCUGUUCUUGCCAGUGUGUGUGUAUAACAUCGAGCUUCCAGUCAAAUCCCAAUUUCAACUCACACACGCAGUGAGUCAAUGAGCCAACUGAGUAACUUCUACACUCCCCGUAGCGCGAUCUAUCAAGGGCCUCCAGCCAGAGGCCAAGCAGCAAUCUUACUAUGGCCAAGUUGACCAUCCUCAACUGGGACGGACAAAGUGUAACAUUGCAUUCAGGCAUUGUGGCCAAUCUUUUAGGUUUUGACCAUUGUGUUUCUCAUCUGGCCUGGAAUCGACCCACUGGAGGCGGUUUAACCAGAAAGAGCCGCGGGUUCACGCCAAAGGCAACUAGGCCGGCCACUUAUGCUGCUUGCUUUCUUGCCUCCAGCAAGUCUGGGUGACUUUUACUCUCAGACCCUUCUGUGCGACCUGUUACCGCCCCACCACUGUAGAGAUCCCUGUCCCGUGCCUGCGUUGCCAUGGCUUCGCCCGCCAUGCGUCUUUUGUGUUCGAGAGGUGCCGCGGAGAGAACAGUUAUUUGCAAACCCUCCUCCCUCCUCCUCCUCCUCGGCCCCGACAAUUACGACUUCGGGCGUAAUUAGAGGGCAGUAGUACCCCCCUCUCUCUCUCUCGCACUCUUUGGUCCCCCUCGUAGCGACGCGGACAACUCCCCCCCCGCCACCCUUUAUUUUUCCCUGUAUCGCUGCGUGCAUCAGUCGUCAGGAGUCUGCUGUUGGUUCGGUAUUCUCGCCUGGCACCCUUUAGUCCCUGAACGUUCUUCAUGCAUGCCUGCUGUGUCGAGUCGGGCGCGCAGUAAGACUGCGCAGGAUUUUCCGAUUUUUUGAUCUACCUGCAGACACUGCGCACGAUAAGAGACGUUUUUAGACGUUUUACUUCCAAGCAGAAACUGACACUCCUCUGACAUUCAUAGCCUGCUCCAUCCACCAGUAAUAGUGGCAGUAUCGCUCCUGUCUUUCUUAUCCUCAAAGUUACGACCACAAAAAUCCGUCGAACUCUUGCAGCGAGGUGCUUGCGUGUGCGCCACCGCAUACUUUUUAGGGGCCUGUUGAAAUUGUCUAACUAUUCCUUGCAGAUCUUUGCUACCGACUCAAGAUCUUCCAGAAGAUAUCCUUCCCUAACUGUUUCGUCUCAUCCCAUCACAGGUACACCGUUGGGUGAGAGCCGAGUAUUUACUGAGAAACCUUGCAUCAACAUGGGUAUUUUAGCAGGAGAUUCUCAAAUUUGCAUUACCGUAGAAAGCAUUGUAAUCCUAAAGGUAUGUACCUGGACCAUUAUUCAGCUUACGCUCGCCUUAUACGUAGGAAUGUGACUGUAAGACCCCGGCAUGUUGUCUGCUAAACUUUCUUCUCUGUCGUUUACUGUUUACUUGACAAUACUUCCCCUUAUUUAUGGUGAAAGAAGCAGAAUGGUAUUACCGACAAAGACAAGGGGAACUGGAAUGGCCAUUUCUGGCUUAUUAGCCGUCGUCAGCCAGUCAUACCCAAGCCCGAAGUGUGAAACACCCGAGCCUCGAACUCGCGACCUGUUGGUUUAGAAGUCCACGCCUCUACCCACCGGGCCACGAGCCCGUUGCCCUGUCGGUUUCGAUCGGGAAUAUGCAGUGGUAGGGCGCUUUUAUGGUGAAAGAAGCAAUUAUUGCACCUAUAGUUGUUUUGACUUAUCGGGGAUUGGCGUAAACAGCAGAAUGCACUGGUACCAGUAAAUUUUGCGAGAGCUUAUCGACCUCAACCCCUUGUUGAAUAACACAGAUAAGGAAUAAGGAGCCGAAGGGAAGUUAAAUUGUUUACAGAGGAUCAAUGCGAAAACAUCAAGUUCAUUGUUCAAUGUGGACAGUCUAAUCAACGAAAAGGACAGCUUGAAAACGCAAUUUAUGAAAGAAUAAAAGUGGAGAGCUAACACGCAAAAUGGGUUGUGUACAUCAAAGGAUCGGGGAUUACCAGAGCAAUUAGAGGUUGGCCAUNUCAUUUUUCUCAGAGUGUAGAUCUUGCAUGCAGCCGAAAAUAAGUUCUUUCGAAAGCCGACACCCUUAGGUAACUGGAUCAUUAUAGAUUUAAGCUGCAUCAUGAUUAGUUUUACAACACUACUUAAUUUAUCUUUUCGAAACGAGAACGCAUUUCGAAAUUUUGGUUGAUAUUUAAUGAGUUAGCACAUCUACUGUACAACCCUACUUAAGUGAUCUUUUCAACUCGGAAACGCAUUUCAGAAUUUCGGUUAACAUUUUGUGGAGUUAGCACAUCUACUGUAAGUUCUUCUUCUGUGGGAUUAUACCAGCCUGGCAAUCAAAAGCGUCAGUUUAGGUGGCGCGUCAUACCAUUCUCCCUUCCCCUCUCUCAAAUGGGACGAUUGUCGGACUCAUAGGCACGGCGUCCACCCUGCUGCUGCUGCUGCUUUAAGAACAGAAGCGCAUCCCGUUGCGUGCACCGCCCCUUUUACCGAUUGGAUAGUCGUCAGACAGCCUGCGUAGCCUGGCGCCUCCAUCAGCCUCUGGAGCCUAAGGUGUUUCGCAUGCGCGCGCACGCUGUACAGACCGUCACGUGUUCAUUCAGUUAACCAGCACGGGUUUUUAUGCCUCCCCCUUAAUCGCCCCGUUAGCGUCACGUGGUACUGGUGCGCUCUGUUCCGGCGCCAAUUGUAGCACUUGAUACCAGCAAUUUCGUCUUGUCUUGGAGCCCUGGCCUUCUGCCGUAGUCUAGCCAAAUUGCCCACUGAUAGCAUGAUAUUAUCAGUGAUGGUCGCAUCUGUGCGAUCUCACAUCACAGUCGGCGACUGUGUCUAUCAACCAGUAGGGCCUGGCUCUGCUAUCCUCGUGCGUAAGCCUACGAGCCGUCCGCCCAUCGAGUUCUGUUUGCACAAGCUGGCGGGAAACGCGUGAGACCUGGAGCUGCCAACUGAUGGGAUAACGCAGUCCAUUUCAGAGCCCGUAGUCAGGUCGCAAUGGCUUUUUGCCACUGUGACCUUUAUGGCACUUUCACUGACGUGAGGCUCGAGUUGCCCUGAUAGUGGUCCGGGAUCAUGUCGAGUGUGUGGCACGUGUGGGCGAACUGUUUAACCUUGUCAACCACUGGCCCACGCCCACCUCCAGUCCUUAUAACACUGUCUUGCCAUCAGAAUUAGGUGGGUGAGGACGGGGAGGGUGCGGUAGACGUGGCGUAAGUCUGGCCCACUAUUAAUUCAUUAUUUAGUCUCAGCACUCGUAGGAUUCUUACCUGGCUACUUUUCACCAGGGUUACGAAAACUCCCACAGAAGGAUUCAGAAGACUAGUGGAGAAUUAUACGUUUGCUUUCGUUACUUUCUCAUCGAGCCAGUGCACUCAUAUGAGGACGGGGUCAAUUAAAAAGAGUGUUAUUGACUAGAGGGAUCGAUUAAAGUUCGUCUCAAACCACAGGCUGAGUGUGGGAAUCUAGGGGAGGAGCGAUUUUGACAACAAACUGGUCAGAUUAGGAUUACUGACAAAGACAAAGACGACUGGGAUGGCCGUUUCCGGCUUAUUAGCCGUCGCCAGCCAGCCUUACCCAAACCCCUGUUCGCAGCACCUAAGCCUCUAUUCUGCGAUUCGUUGGUCAUUGAACGCAAUUAAUCCCGCCGAGGACAAGGGAGACUGCAAUGGCCAUUUCCGGCAUAUUAGCCGCCGUCAGCCAGUCAUACCCAACCCCGAAGUGUGGGACACCUGGGGCUCGAUCACGCGACCUAUUAGUUAGAGGUCCAACCUCUCUAAGCACAGAGCCACGGACUCGUUGUCUUGUCGGUUGCGAUCGGAAAUGUACAAUGGUAGAUGGGCGCUCCCCGGAACUCACUCGUCCCGUUGUGCCUUACGGGCUCUCUCGAGUCCAACCAACAGCCGCACAGUGGCCCAUGAUAUAGGCAGAGUCUUAUUACCGACGAAGACAAGGGAGACUGGAAUGGGCAUUUCUUGCCUUUUAGCCGUCGUCAGCCGGUCCUACCCACCCUCGAAGUGUGAAACAUCUGGGGUUCGAUUCCGCGACUUGGUUGAGCUCGAGAGGCGUUGCGUGUUGUUUAUUUUCAGAGACAGACUAAGAGAGGAAAAAUGGGUUAGCUGGACUGCUUACUUCAGUUAUCCGUAUUCUGGACUUCCGAUGUGGUUCGUCCUUAACCCUUAUCAUCUAUUGACUGUGCUAGUGGUGCCGACCGGAUAAGUGUGAGGUUAUUCCAGUCUCUUUUUUACUUCUGCUCUCGAGGAACAAAAGUAGCCAUUUGGUUCUUGGGUUAUCGGUCUCUGCAAUGCUAUUUGUCCGGCGGAAUAAGGCUUGGAUGUAGAGAUGUCUGGCGGGAGAAUCGCGUUCCUCUUCUGCAAUAGUCAGAUCAUUCCCGUUUGCGGCAUGGAUGAUGAUUACUGGGAUUUCCCGUGAACCUCCAACACAACGGAAGAUGCGCUAGGACCUGCAUUUUUUGGUCAUUGUCAGCCAAAUCGACUGCGCGUCGGUCAGUACUUCGUAAUUUUACAGAAAAGAAGGAAAAUGUGCACUCGCCGGAAUAGUCAUUGUGGCACUCUUCGUCCUCUGGCCCAUGCACGGGCCCAUUAACUGUGCGGCCUGUUUUUAUUUCUCUCGCUCUGUGCGCUCUUGACUGCGAACGUGACCGCACCGCCUGACACGUGCGCAGCGUGGGCUAUGCAGGGGGGAGUUCGGUAUUUCGAUUCACAGUGUGUUUGUCAGAGACCCAAGCCCUUAGGCAUGCCCCCUGCUGUCUUGUUAGCGACCUGCGCCAUUUUGUGUGUGCACGUGAAGUCGAAUUGCGAUUAUUUUUACUUUUCUUCGUCAACUGCAGAUACUUGUUUGUUGACAGGCCUGCAAUUGCUUCCCAUCUGCAUUGCUUGAAGGCCAAAAGGGACUUGAUUUUGCCCCUGAAGGACAAGACAAGGGGAUUUUUUCAGCAGGAACAUACUUGCAGUCUGUUAAUAACGAGGCUGACUUACAACCGUUCCGAGGAAACAGUAGCGACAUGCGUGAGAUUUAAAUAAUAUUAACCUCGCAAUCUCCUACAAGCAUCCUGUUCCAAGCCAAAGGGGCUGGCUCGGUGUUCGAGGCCAGUGACCGACCAGACAUUGGGCCACCCCACAUUCUGCCACAACUCGGCUGGUUCUGCUUCCAACACCGGAUCGUACACACUUAAACUUGGCUAUCCCUGAAGAAAACGCCGUCCGAUCUCAUUUGUGACAGGGCGCUCAGUGCAGUUUCGAGGAGCCAGAGGCAAGAUAUGGGCAGGGUUAGAGUAGAAUGACCACAUCGUCUGUCCGGAUAUUUUGUGUCGCUGUCAAAGCGGUCACACCCGCUCGUCCACUCGCACAUUUUUCAGAGGUUUAACUGUGCGUACUGUAUUCUUCACGCUCCCGAAGUACAAUAGCUGGGGAACUCUCUGCAGUUAACCACUGGCUUGAGUGUGUACGUGUGCGUGUGUCCUGGUUUUGCGGUAAAGUGCAAAUACCACACGUUACAACGGCCUGGAGGAUUCAUUAGUGUGGUCAGAAAUGGCCCCCCUCCCCCUGCCUCGCUAAUGUAUUCCAUCGCGCCGUAUUUCUUCCGUCCGCUAUCUGCUCUGCAGACAGGCUCUCUGGCCCUGUCAGCCACUGCGCGGCCACUACCCGCAGCAGAUAAUUGAGAGUAGUGGACUGUUUUCUGGGAGUGGGAAGAGAGAAAGUGUGGUCGACGGUCUCGGCGCAUAUUUCUCACGAUGAACAAUCUGACGCGCAUGAGCCAAUCACGAUGCGCUAAGAGCAGUGGCCUGAAAGGCUGCCAAUUGACGGGAUAACUCGGACCCCGCAGUCAGCUUAGUGCGUGUUUGUGUGGAGUGGCCGACUGGUGGACUGUCUUGACACCGCGUCCGGGUGCAGAAUGGGGAAAAAAGAGUGUGGUAGUGUGCACAAGUCACCGUCUCUGUUCUCACCUUGCAGAGAAGCACAGGGUGGACAUCGUCGAACUCGACGAUCGAACUAUCCCUGGUGGACUGAGUCAGACUGCAGUGGCUGCUUUUUAAUGUGGCCUUCAUAGCACUGCCACUCAGGAUCCAAGUCGUCCUUGUUUUUCCAGUUGUGAAACUUCUGGUGAGUUGUGCGUGGAGGGACCAGAGGUGGUACGCCUAGGAGCGGGUCUUGCCGUGCCAGUCACUUACAGCCUUUGUCACUUCCGGUCUUCUUUACUUUACCAACGACGUCAGGCCCAGGUGGGGAAGGAGAGGGCGCAGUAGAUGCUGCGCAAGUCUAUUAUCACUAUAAAUGAGUGCACCUGCAAGACGUCGUCCCUGCUCUCACUAUCCUGCGGAUAUCGUUGGAAAGGACGGCUGAACUGUCACUUGAUGGGGACACCAAUCAGGGGAAAAUAUAGCGGGACGAGUUAGUAGGUGUUUGGGGUUAGAACUGCCCAGCACCCACACGCCCUGGAUGGAAUCGAAGGAAAUCACUACGGACACAUGACUACAUCCGUAGGAUAAUUGUCGACGAAUACCAGGGCGACUGGAAUCGCCAUGUCUGACCUAACUGCCGUCCUUGUCAACAAGUCAUCACCCGCCUUCAGACUGUAGAAACCUGAAAUUGGAUUCCGGGUACAAGUCGGGAGACAUGCUGUGGUCGAGAAUGGCCAAAACAACCUAGCAGUGAUAUUCGCUACCAACCCUAAUUGCAUGGCAGCAUAAGGGCGCGCGCUCCAAUCAACCUCGCAUUCGACGGGGCGCCAGAUUAGUGGAAUUCAGCUCGGUGUGCUAAGAGCUGUGGCCUUAAAGGCUGCCAAUUGAGGGUAUAACUCGGAUCCCGCAGUCAGCCCAGUGCGUUUUUGUGUGGAGUGGUCUACUGGUAGACUGAGAGUAGUAGGGCUGCAAUAGCUGCUUCCUUAUGUGGCCACUAUGGCACUCCCACUCAGUGGGAUCCGAGCCGGUCAGCCCAGUGUGGGGAGAGGGGAAGAGAGUGUGCGAUGGAUGCUGUGCAAGUCCACUUCCCAGUAGAAGGGAAGGGAGAGUGAGGUCGAUGGCUCAGUGCAUUUUCCACACUAAAAACAAUCCGACGCGCCCGAAACUAUCAAGGUGCGCCAAAGGUCGAUGUUUGGAAGGCAGCCAACUGACGGGAUAACUUGGACCUCGCAGUCGGCCCAGUGUGUUUUUGUGUGGAGUGGUCUACUGGUGAUGGUGUGGUAGCACUCAUCAGACCCAAGUGGGAGGGAAGUAGAGAGAGUGCGGUAGAUGCCUUGAAAGUCUACCACUGUCAAACAAAUCCACGCACAAGUCAUCGUCCCUGCCCCCACCCUGUUGUGGCAUACUCGUUGGACGUCAUCGGAGUCGACAGCCGAACGGUCGUCAUUCGCUCUGCACCCAAUCAGCAUUGUCAUAAAGUCCGCUUUUAUGUCCCUUUUCCUUUACAAGCCAUUUUGCCCUGUCUUUGGGGGAAGACCUCCACUGCAUAACGCUACAGCACCCUCCCCCCCACUUAUGCUUUCUUGCCGGCAGAAUCAACUACAAACGCGCCUUCAAGAACCAGAAGUACGGCCAUGGGGGUCAGAAGAAGCGCUCGAAACGCAACGACGCGGAGUCUAUUCGUUCGAUCGGCAAGGAUGUGCGUGUCCUCACACACACGGCCUCAGCCUCGCGUGUUAACAAGCUGAGGAAGUCCAUGCUGAAGUCGAAGAAGAAGAACGCUCAGAGGCAAAAGAAGAAGCUGUCGAAACUUUAA